UCGCGUGCACACGCACACGUUGGCCGGUUGAUCUCACCAAGCCGCCGUCGACGGUGCGGCUCGGGCGUUGUGAGCGCGGACUCGUCGGCGCCAGGUCCGGCGGAAUUCCUCUCGUGGGCGUCCCAUCCGCGCCGGCGGGGCUCAGGCGGGAGCCGGAUCUGGUGGCUGCGCCGCCGCCAUCCCCGCUGCUGCUGCCCUUUGCUCUAGGCUUCGUCCAAGGGAGAGGCAGGGGCACGAGGGGAGCGGCGCUCGCUUCCCCUUCCCGUCCGAGCGCACGCAGCCGGAGCAGCGCUGCUAGCAAACUGCUUCGACCGCCUGAUGGAGGAGGCGGAGGCAAGGCCCGCGCCGCCUGACCCCAACGACGCGAGGCAGCGGUUCUUGUUGGAGCUCGAGUUCAUCCAGUGCCUCGCCAACCCUACCUACAUCCACUAUCUAGCGCAGAACAGAUACUUUGAGGAUGAGGCGUUUAUCGGUUAUCUCAAGUAUCUCAAGUAUUGGCAGCGUCCGGAGUACAUCAAGUACAUAAUGUAUCCACACUGCCUUUUCUUUCUUGAGCUCCUCCAAAAUGCGAAUUUCCGGAAUGCAAUGGCACAUCCAGCAAGCAAGGAAGUUGCUCAUAGGCAGCAAUAUUUCUUCUGGAAAAACUAUAGGAACAAUAGGCUAAAGCACAUCUUACCCCGCCCUCCUCCUGAACCAACUCCCACGCCAGCACCUGCACCAGCAGCGGUGCCCCCAUCAGCAUCAGUGCCGUCGACUGUGGUUCCACCUGUUGCUGCACCCCCAUCAGCUUUGCUACCUAUGUCAGCAGCUGGUGCAUCUGCCAUGUCUCCUAUGCAGUUUGCAGGAACUCCUGGCACCAAUAUCCCAAAGAACGACAUGAGAAAUGUCAUGGGUGGACAGGGUGGUAGAAAGAGAAAGAUAGGCUAGUGAAACUGUGGAAAAUGCUGGUCAACUCAAGGACAACAUUGUGCAAGGGAAGAGUAAUCUUCAGAUUUUUCUUUUCUCUGUAGGCCUUUAUUUCAGACUCAGACAAUUUAGAAGCUUAACAGUUAUUUGUGCUGCUGGAGAUGUAAUUUAGAUAACAAUAUGCCAUGUACGCUUGGUCCUUGAAUGAUUGGCUCAUUUAUGUGGCCUUGUAGUUAGAUAGUGUACUAAUAUUUUGUUCAGGCCUAGUUUAGUUCCAACUUUUUCUUCAAACUUCCAAUUCUUUCAUCA
Oryza sativa Japonica Group (Japanese rice) is the source of this 1215-nucleotide messenger RNA. RefSeq names its product mediator of RNA polymerase II transcription subunit 31. Gene Ontology annotation, cellular component: mediator complex; core mediator complex. Gene Ontology annotation, molecular function: transcription coregulator activity. Gene Ontology annotation, biological process: regulation of transcription by RNA polymerase II. The record is from RefSeq and is a predicted model, not a curated record. Lineage: Eukaryota; Viridiplantae; Streptophyta; Magnoliopsida; Poales; Poaceae.